This is a messenger RNA of Octopus sinensis (East Asian common octopus), 957 nucleotides long. Its product is annotated as b(0,+)-type amino acid transporter 1-like. NCBI's taxonomy places the organism in Eukaryota, Metazoa, Mollusca, Cephalopoda, Octopoda, Octopodidae. Gene Ontology annotation, biological process: amino acid transmembrane transport. Gene Ontology annotation, cellular component: membrane. The annotation marks the transcript as partial. The record is from RefSeq and is a predicted model, not a curated record. Gene Ontology annotation, molecular function: L-amino acid transmembrane transporter activity. The transcript has 8 exons.
GUGAAUUCUAUGACCUCCCAGAGGGUUUCACAGGUUCUGAGACUUCAGGAUCAGUUAUUGCUUUGGCAUUUUAUGAUGGAUUAUGGGCUUUUGAUGGAUGGAAUAGCCUCAAUUAUGCCAUAGAGGAACUUAAAAAUCCAUACAGAAAUUUACCUCUGGCAAUAAUAAUUGGGAUUCCCCUUGUCACCGCUCUGAAUAUUCUAACGAAUGUCUCAUAUCUGGCUGUUAUGACAAAACGGGAGCUCUUACAGUCAUCUAUAGUCGGUGGGUUAUGGGCUGAUCGAGUUCUUGGGGUUGCUGCCAUUAUAAUACCAAUUUCUGUGGCCAUGUCAACGUUUGGCGCAACAAAUGGAAUUUGUUUCACAAGUGGGCGAUUGACUUACGCUGCAGCCAGAGAGGGUCAUCUCCCACAGGUUCUCUCCUAUCUUCACAUCAGGAAGAAAACUCCUGUCAUCUCCCUUAUAUUCUUAGCAAUAAUUGCUUUGAUCAUGAUAAUACCAGGAGAAAUAUCUUCACUAAUUGAUUUCUUCAGUUUUACUGCCUGGCUUUUCUAUGGACUGGCUUUCUUAUCGCUUAUAGUAAUGAGGUUUACAAAGAAAGAUGAGCCCAGACCUUUCAAGGUUUUCAUCCUUGUACCAGUUGUAAUGCUCAUCAUCUCCGUAUAUCUGGUGGUAGCACCAAUUGUACAAAAUCCCGAUUUGGGUUUUCUCUACGCCUUCCUUUUAAUCAUCGGAGGACUUAUCUUCUAUUUCAUUUUUCUCCACUUCAAAGUCCAGUUGCCAUGCAUGGAAGCCUUUACUGAAUUUAUUCAAAAGUUUGCGUGUGUUGCUCCAUCAAAAUAUAAGCCACCUGACCAUUCCAAAGACAACAAGCUUUAAGCAUCAAAAUUGGUAAAAACAAAUAUUCUGCCAUUUGGAAUUAAAUUUUAAUUCCAUGAAAGUUUCAGGAAGAAAAAAA